GGCUCUAUGGUGACAGAAUAAUACAGCCUACACGAACAAUCUUCAAAGUGACUAUAUGUUGUCCUACCAUGCUGUUUAAACCGCGUCGCGGAAAGAUUUAACAGAUAGUUUAUUGCGAAUAUCAUACUGUGCAUUUCGCUAAUGACAAUGAUUUUUCUACGAAGGAGAGUCAAAUUGUGGACACCCGAUUCCCUCGUGAGCCAUUCCAAUCAUUUGAAUUCCGGACCCAACCGUGACUUGUCGAAGAAAUGUACCCAUGCUCGUGGUUCUGCCUGUGUAUUAAUGGAUGAAGAUGAAGCAGAUGUAGACGUGGAAUUUGCAAGCGGCGGAGAUUUGGAGAAAGUAUCUAUAAGCCCAAGUUCCUGUACACCAACAAGCAAGGAGAACGGAAGCAUUAAAGAAACACCUAAAAGUUCAAAAAAGGUUUGUGCCUUUUUAUAUCUUGUAGUGAUAACCAAUCUCUAUACUCCCACAGAAUAGAAUUUAAAUUCUAGGAAGUGGAAUUGAGUUGUAAAAUAAAAUUCAGUCAAUUACUUGUAUCUCUUCAUGAGAUCCCCUCCCUCCCCCCCUUGACCAUUGUUAGAUAAACAUGCUAAUUAGAAUAAGAAAGAUGGUCAGUUCUGAGCGCGGUAAGAAAAAGAGAAAGUUUUAUUUUUCGGUUUGUGAUGAGCUUGGAACAAAGAAAAAAUUUUGUUUGCCAAAGUGGAAUUGAACCUAGGGAUUUCAUGCCCCGAUGCUCACCACUGAUCAAGCCACAGAGACUCUAUGGUGAGCAAGACCCAUUACAAAGUUCAUUUAAGACACAUUCUGCAUACUGCUAGGAUCAGCGAGCUAUAGAAGUAAAGCAUUGAUUGGUCAUUUUACAGACAUUUAGGUGCAAUGCUUUAAAUGAUGAAUUUCUUGUAUUUUCCUGCUGAACAAUGCUGUGUUCAAGGUAAUAUGUCAGC
Pocillopora verrucosa is the source of this 947-nucleotide messenger RNA. The record is from RefSeq and is a predicted model, not a curated record. NCBI's taxonomy places the organism in Eukaryota, Metazoa, Cnidaria, Anthozoa, Scleractinia, Pocilloporidae.